AUGGCUGUAAAGUUUGAGCCUUUUGAUGUUCCUGGAGCACAGGUUGUGUACAGUAAUGUAUUUCCCUAUGGUCUUCAAGUAAAGUCUGAGGAAGGAAAAUUAAAUCCUCCUGCUCUUGAAGAUUCCGUGGAAUCAAUCAAGACACUGUCUGCAUCAGGCCAUCUCUCCGAACUUCUCAAGAAGCAUGGAGCUGUUCUGUUCAAGGGAAUCGGGCACCCAGCCGCUGAGUCUUUUGCAAAAGUUAUCAACGCAGUAGAGAAAGCUCGUGGGUCAACACCAUUUGUUCAGAUUGGACUUGCGGGAAAGAGAACUAUAGUUGCAGAAAAUAUUUGGACGGCCAAUGAAGGUCCUCAAGAUCGUCGCUUUUACCAGCAUAACGAGUAUUCGAGAUAUACAAGAUUUCCUGCCAACAUCCACUUUUAUUGUGAGAAGAAAGCUCUUGAAGGAGGCGAAACCCCCAUCGCGCACAGUGCUUUAGUGUACGAGAAGCUCGAAGAGUCCGUCCCUGAACUCGUUCAGGAAAUCAAAAAAAGAGGACUAGCAAUGAAAAUGCUUUUCCGCGCUCCAGGCAAAGAAGGUAGAGGGAACGAGUUCAAUUGGGCCGGUGAAUUCAGCUUCGGACAGGAAUUCCUCCCUGGAGAUGAUCAAGCCACCAAAAAGGAGAAGGUAGAGAAACAAGUACGGAAGUUGACCGAUGACUUCCGCUGGACAGAGGACGGCAGUAUUGAGCUCACACAGCAUAUUCCAGGAAUUCGACGGGCAUCUGCAAAAGAUCCUCCAGUAUGGUUCAAUGGACUAGUUGGGCGAUUUGGCAUCACUCGCGAUAUCGGAGCAUUGGAUCCUCCCUAUAUUGGACGUGAUGGUAUGACCUACUUACCAUGUGAAUAUGGCGAUGGAACGCCUAUUCCCCGCGAACACCUAGAAAAGCUCGAGGAGACUAUUGAUAAGCUGGAAAUCAACCUGAGCCUCGAUGCAGGCGAUAUGUUGCUUGUCGACAACCUCCAGGUGUCUCACGGUCGCAAACCAUGGAAGGGCGACCGACGGAUUCUGGUAAGCAUGUGGGAAGGCGCUGAACCUACCCAAGCGUUCUGA
Talaromyces amestolkiae is the source of this 1092-nucleotide messenger RNA. RefSeq lists its product as uncharacterized. Bases 1 to 1092 code for a protein of 363 amino acids. The transcript is spliced from 5 exons. Gene Ontology annotation, molecular function: oxidoreductase activity. Lineage: Eukaryota; Fungi; Ascomycota; Eurotiomycetes; Eurotiales; Trichocomaceae. The record is from RefSeq and is a predicted model, not a curated record.